GUGCUAAUGUCAAUACGCUCGGAAAGCGGAAAAGUCGUUCUGAUGUCAAUCCUGAAAAUGUGGACGUUUAUGGGAGGAAAAUCCUUCUAAAGCAAACAUUAAGAUUGCCGAUGUUCAGUGCUGUGAAAAAGUGUUCUAUUUACCUAAUGUCUGACGUUGCUGCGAUGCUGAAGUAGAGCAUAAUUUUGAACAAUUGAUAAGCAUGGAUACCCACUGUUUACAUUCGAAACAAAUUGCUGCUAUUCAAAUUUGACAGUUCGCAAUCGACGUUUGAUUUUGUGCUGUUCUGCCAGUGGAGCAGCACUAGCACUAGCAGAAGCUUUUCGAUCAGAACGUCUCCGAGCUCGAUCAGGGUGAAAAGUUCUCCAUGUUUGAUUCGUGUUUACUUUCUCAGAGUGUGUAGGGAAGAAAAUUGUCUGCAUGGACUGUUUUCGGUUCACUUUUGCAAGAACUGGUUUAAAAAAUGUAUAAUUUAAUAAAUUAUAUGUGAUCCUACUUGAACGGAUGAAUUUGCAGAUAUAACUCAAAUCAGUGAUUACAUACAGUAUUGGGUGUUUUCCACCCAUUCGAUUUUUUUUCCUUUGAAAAUUGUGUUCGAAAAAUAUUAAUUGCGAUGACAAGUUGUCGAUGAAUAACGUUCGAGAGCUACAAAUGAAGUAUUGAGAAUAAUCCACAACAUGGAUGUGGAUUCGCCAAAUUCCCUCAAGCGAUGUUCCAGUGCGCCUCAGAUCAACAACCUGCUGCCCACGACAGCCGUUGGAGAACAUCAUCCUAUUGUGCCAAUGGACGAAGGACAAACACAACAAGACUCGAGACCAUCACCAAUUGCCCAGCAGCAGUCUUCGUUUCGUCAAAAUAGUAAUGGUACAAAUACAUUUACCCAGCAGCAGCAGCAUCAUCAACAGCACUAUCAACAUACAAUGUCUUCCAACACAUCGAGUUUGCUGAAUUCCGGCACUGCAUCGAAUAGGGAUUCUCCGCCUACUUCGUUCUCUAAUAUAUUUGCACCGCGCGUGCGACGAUUUUCGGCCAGUUUCAGUCCGUUGGCCGUUAUCUCCAAUGGCAGUUCCAGUCCUAGUCGGUCGGGCAGUUGCACACCUGGACCUCGGCUAACGCCCCGGAUAUCUCAACUGCGGCAGGAGGAGUGUGCCGAUGUCAGCAACAGUCGCGAAGUCAAUCACGAGCGCGAAAUCCAUUCGGCUAUGCAAAUGUCCCAGAGUUACGAAGAUCUUACAUUGGUCACCGAAAAUUGGUCCUUCUCAUCGAGUGCCAAAAACAACGACGAUCUGAUCAAUCCACUGCAUGUGGCGCUUCCGUCGAUUGGCACCAACUACUGCUCUAGUCCUUCUCCCACCAGCCGCGGUGGUAUCGGGUUGCAGUACCCGACGACCUCUCCAUCGCCGACCCGAAAGUUUGUCACACGUCGAUCGAUGUCACCGUGUCCGAUUCGGCCGAGCCCGCUCAGUUCAUCAGUGAAAAGGAAAUUCGAUCUGGAGGACAACAACUAUGGAAAUUGCUAUUCACCGCCUCCCCUGAAGAAGAUUUUCACCUCGGAAAGAGGCUCAUCUCCAGUGUAUCAAACACCCUCUCCCUCGCCAAUCUGUCCCAGUCCGGACUCGUCGACAGCUUCGUUUGAAAAUGGUAGCAACAACGUUUCGAACAGUGGACGGAUAACGCCCAAAUUCUUUGUCACUAAGCUUUCAGCCGCGCAAGCAGCAACUACUCCGCUUAGCGGUAACGGCAGCAACGGUGCUAAUGGUGGCACCGCAGCUACCAUUUGCAUAACACACCCAUUGCACAACGAGUCACCUCCGUCUUCGUCCUCCUCGUCGUCGCUGAUGAUGAUGGAUUGUGGAGUGAGCAGCAGCAGCAGUGGCCACAACCAGCUGAAGCUUGGCUCGAAAGUUGGCCAACCUAACGCGACGACGGCGGUUACCAGCAGCGGAAACUCCAAGAUGGAUAGCGACGAAGAUAUUGUCGAUAUGAAUCUAGUGGCAAGUACCACUAGCAGGGCGACUACCGAUUCCUCGGAGGCAGCCAUGGAUGACGUGGUGAAAGCGACCCGUCGGUUGGAAGACCAAAGCGAACCGGAACUUUUGGACAGCAGCAGCAGUGCCAUCAGCAACAGUCAUAGGCUAAGCACUGGCAGCGUUAGUAAUAUGAGUAACGAAAACAACAGCGAAAGCAGCAAUUCUCUGUGCCCUCUGGCAUUCGAGUCGAGUGUACUGGCUGCUGCAACUUCAACUGCCAAAGGGAACGGAGUGUUCCUGGCGAACAACAUUGAAAUUGCUGAAACCUGAGUAGACAGACAGCGCGCUGGAAUGUAAAUCUUGAUGGGACAAACAUAGAAACUCUAACACGCUUAGGAAAACAGAAGGAGGCUUUGUUUUCCAGAACUUACCUUUAUUGUAUAUUUACUUUUGCAUUAUUUAGGCUCUGGUCUAAUGAUUUGGUUUUUUAUGGCAUAUAAUCGUAGAUAGAGUCCAUAGAGGGCAACAGGAUAAGUGGAUGAUAUUCACCUAGUAGCAUACUAUAAACCAAAUAAGAUCAUAAAAUAUUGGAUUAGAAACAUUCUUAUGUAACAUCAGUGCUCCGUGCUGUUAAUACGAUGGAAUGCAUUCACAUACGAUCCUUCUUGAGGUAGAUUUCAAUCCUUUUUAUUUUCUUUCGUAUGUAACACGAUAUAGAAUGAUGAAGGUGUUUUGUUUUGUUAAAAUUGUCUAUCGCACAACUUAGCUGUUUUGAAAUUGUGUGCUAUCUUGAAUAUGAUAAAAAAAUCACUCCCAAUUUCACAAAUAACAAUCCAGCCAGCACGAGAUAAUGGAACGUGUGCACUCUAUCUGUUACUAGAAUUAUAAGAAUUCACACAUCAAGCAUAUCCACUAGACUCGGGAAGGGACGAGAGAGUUUCGAGUUAAAGGCCCUUAUAAAUAAAAAAAACGGAUCGGAACUAGACUUCGGAUUCAUUGAAGUGUUUUCGCAACAUUCGAACGGGUUCGAUUCCGAAUGUUUGCUGAUAAUAUCAUACCACGUAGUUCUUACUUAGGAUCCUGUGUACCAGCGUUCAUAAGGAACUUCAAUACCAAAUAACUAAUCCUGAUUCUUACCCGCCUCCAUUGGAAGAAAAAAAAUCUACACUUUAUUAUUGCAUUACUGUAACAUCUAAUUUAAAUCACUGUACUGAUUGGAUAAAGUUAAUCGUAGUAAAGCAAUAACAUUUAACACGAUAGUGGAAUUGAAGGAAGGAUUAGCAGCGUAUCAACAAUUCAGCAACAUAAAAAACAAAACCUGCCCCGUUUCCGGCAUUUCACUUGACUAUUUUGAUCUAUUGAGUACCGUUCUUUCUUAUGAAAUUGUGUGGAGUCGAUCCAACCAAGAGAUAGACUUAGUUCAAGUAAAACAAGUGAUAAUAAAAAUUAGUACGAAAUAAUCUCAAA
Messenger RNA from Toxorhynchites rutilus septentrionalis, 3437 nucleotides. RefSeq lists its product as uncharacterized. Bases 678 to 2300 code for a protein of 540 amino acids. Gene Ontology annotation, molecular function: protein serine/threonine phosphatase inhibitor activity. The transcript is spliced from 4 exons. NCBI's taxonomy places the organism in Eukaryota, Metazoa, Arthropoda, Insecta, Diptera, Culicidae. The record is from RefSeq and is a predicted model, not a curated record.